CCGCUGCCGCCGCCGCCGCCGCCGCCGCCGCUCGCGGAGCCGGAGGAGGCGGAGCUGGCGCUGUCCCGGCUCUGGAGCGGGGUUGCAGCCGAGGAGGCGGCGCGGCGGGCCCGGGUGACUAAGGCUCGGGCGGGGCGGCGGGAGAGGCUGGCCGGCAGCGCCGGCAGCGCGGGGAGAGCGGCGCCUUGGGGUGGGCGCUCCCGGCGAGAGGAGUCCGCUCCAUGCGUGCGGGCCGAGCCCGGCCCCUGCGAGCCGUCGACAUGAAGAAAGACGUGCGGAUCCUGCUGGUGGGAGAACCUAGAGUUGGGAAGACAUCACUGAUUAUGUCUCUGGUCAGUGAAGAAUUCCCAGAAGAGGUUCCUCCCCGGGCAGAAGAAAUCACCAUUCCAGCUGAUGUCACCCCUGAAAGAGUUCCAACACACAUUGUAGAUUACUCAGAAGCAGAACAAAGUGAUGAACAACUUCAUCAAGAAAUAUCACAGGCUAAUGUCAUCUGCAUAGUUUACGCUGUCAACAACAAGCAUUCUAUUGAUAAGGUGACAAGUCGAUGGAUUCCUCUCAUAAAUGAAAGAACAGACAAAGACAGCAGGCUGCCCUUGAUAUUGGUUGGGAACAAAUCUGAUCUGGUGGAAUAUAGUAGUAUGGAGACCAUCCUUCCUAUUAUGAACCAGUACACAGAAAUAGAGACCUGUGUGGAGUGUUCAGCAAAAAACCUUAAGAACAUAUCAGAACUCUUUUAUUAUGCACAGAAAGCUGUUCUUCAUCCUACAGGGCCCCUGUACUGCCCAGAGGAGAAAGAGAUGAAACCAGCCUGUAUAAAAGCCCUUACACGUAUAUUUAAAAUAUCCGAUCAAGAUAAUGAUGGUACCCUCAACGAUGCUGAACUCAACUUCUUUCAGAGAAUUUGUUUCAAUACUCCAUUAGCUCCUCAAGCUCUGGAAGAUGUCAAGAAUGUAGUCAGAAAACAUAUAAGUGAUGGCGUGGCUGAUAGUGGAUUGACCCUAAAAGGUUUUCUUUUUUUACACACACUUUUUAUCCAGAGAGGGAGACACGAAACUACUUGGACUGUGCUUCGACGAUUUGGUUAUGAUGAUGAUCUGGAUUUGACACCUGAAUAUUUAUUCCCUUUGCUAAAAAUACCUUCUGAUUGCACUACUGAAUUAAAUCAUCAUGCGUAUUUGUUUCUCCAGAGCACCUUUGACAAGCAUGAUUUGGAUAGAGACUGUGCUUUGUCACCUGAUGAACUUAAAGAUUUGUUUAAAGUUUUUCCUUACAUACCUUGGGGGCCAGAUGUGAAUAACACAGUUUGUACAAAUGAAAGAGGCUGGAUAACCUACCAGGGAUUCCUUUCCCAAUGGACGCUCACGACCUAUUUAGAUGUACAGCGGUGCCUGGAGUAUUUGGGCUACUUAGGCUAUUCAAUAUUGACUGAACAAGAGUCUCAAGCUUCAGCCAUUACAAUAACAAGAGAUAAAAAGAUAGACCUUCAGAAAAAACAGACUCAAAGAAAUGUGUUCAGAUGUAAUGUAAUUGGGAUGAAAAACUGUGGGAAAAGUGGAGUUCUUCAGGCUCUUCUUGGAAGAAACUUAAUGAGGCAAAAGAAAAUUCGUGAUGAUCAUAAAUCCUACUAUGCGAUUAACACUGUUUAUGUAUAUGGACAAGAGAAAUACUUGUUGUUGCAUGAUAUCUCAGAAUCGGAAUUUCUAACUGAGGCUGAGAUCAUUUGUGAUGUUGUGUGCCUGGUAUAUGAUGUCAGUAACCCCAAAUCCUUUGAGUACUGUGCCAGGAUUUUUAAGCAACACUUUAUGGACAGCAGAAUACCUUGCUUAAUCAUAGCUGCAAAGUCAGACCUGCAUGAAGUUAAACAAGAAUAUAGUAUUUCACCUACUGAUUUCUGCAGGAAACACAAAAUGCCUCCACCACAAGCCUUCACUUGCAAUACUGCUGAUGCACCCAGUAAAGAUAUCUUUGUUAAAUUGACAACAAUGGCCAUGUACCCAGAGGAUCAUUACAGAGACAGCCUCUCCCGAGACAUGGGCAACACUGAUAGGAUAGAGAAUUUGAGAAAAAUCUGGGUCUUUCUAAAAACUGCUUUCCAUGCCCGGUUACGCUGUAUGUGCACCUGCAACAGGUGUACAUUUUGCAUCUGUCAGAACUUCCUCAACUCAGACUUGCUGCAAUCUGUAAAGAACAAAAUCUUCACUGCAGUUCUUAACAGUUUUAGUUCUGCCCUUUAGAACAACAUACGACUAUUCUACUCCCUCUUCAACAUAGCAAUCCUUCAGACAUUUGAAGACGGCCAUCAUGUCUCCCCUAAUUUUCUCUUCUCCAGGUAGAACAUCCCCAUUUCUUUCAGCCUUUUCUUAAAUUAGAUGGUUUAGUGACCUCAUCAUUCCUGGUUGUCCUCACCUCAAGCCCCUUAGGUUUUCAGAGUACCUCUUAACAGGUGCCACUGAAAAUGGAGAACACUGCUCCAGGUGUGGUCUGACUUGUCCAGAACGGUGGGCAGUCCUGUUCCACAGUUAGGACAGCACCUGUCUACUGCACCGAUUAACUUUUUGGCAGCCUCAUCUCACUGUUGAUAUAUAUUAAUCUUGGGGUUAACUGAAAUCAGAUUUUUUUCACAUGAAAUGCUAUUAAGGCAGUGUCUUUUCCUCUCUAAUUGUGUAUUUGCCAUUUUUAGUUGGCUCUUUGAGUCUAAAUGCAGAUACGUAUGUAUCUCUAUUAAAUGUCGUAUUCUUUUUGAUCCAUUUGUUCUAGCUCAGUCAUUUCAAACAUUAUUUUUGUCAUUUGUCCCAUUUUAUAUCUCUCUCAGCAUUGUGUUAUUUGCAAAAUUUGGUGGAUAUGUCUUCUUUAUCUUUCAAGUUGUUGAUAUAAAAUAAUGUUGGAUGCCCAGAGAUUGAAGAGAGAGAGCUAAAGCAAGCAAGCUCUAUAGCGUUCCACUAGAGAACUGUUUUCCCAGUGACACAGGUUCAGAGUUCUUGGGGGGGAAAUUACUCGGUCGAUUAAAAAUAUUUUAUUAUCCAGUCCAUAUUUUUAUCUUAUUAUCUUACGAGAUAUUUCAUGGAGGGCUUUUUUGAAAUCAGUAUAUAAUUUCUACAACAGUCCUCUUAUUUACCAAUAUAGUAAUUUUAUCUCAGUAGGAAGUGACAUCUUAUUUGGUGUCUUAUUCUUGGUGAACUCGCUCUGGCGCCUACUAAUUGCCGAUCACAGACCAUCUAUUUUAUUUAUUCUAGAAGCUCUUGAUUGUCCAGAAUUGCAGAUUGAUUCAUUGUCUGCAUCUUUAUGACAAUUUUAUUCUUAGAUUGGUUUAGUUCAGCUUCCAAAUGAAAUAGGUGGGGUGUGCAUUAUUGGAUGAGCUUGCUCAUAGUAUAUUACUCUGUACAGUGAUCCUCGAAGAGAACUCAGUACCUUUUGUCGCAUCUAUUUAUAAACUAGAAGUAAUUGAAUGAUAAUGUCAAGGUACAUCACUGACAUCUGAUAAUCAAGAAUGGAAGGAAUGAAAAAGGUGAGGAGGGAAACCAGUGUACCUUUCAAAGAACUCCUUCCUUGACCCCUGGUAGUAUUUCAAUAAUUUAUUUGAUAGGAGUACAGUGGAAAUUUAAAAGUUGUAUAUUGAAGUUUUUUAUAGUUUACAGAAGGAUAUAGAUAAGACAGGUGGGGGUGGAGGCCCAAAACUUAAGUGCCUGCAGGGUCUGGAUGGAUAAUGUAAAUGAAGGAGGUGGCUCAGUGUAAGAAAUAAGAGAAGUGGGGACUGUGAUGGGUCCUGUUUAAACAAGGCAGCCACAACUCAUCUCUGGCCAUUUUGUUGUUGUUCGGCCGGGUGUCACCAGUCUUCUGAUUCUGUCAGACUAGACAUUUCCUGAUAUUUAAAUAAUAAAAAUUAAAUUUUAAAAUUUAAAAGUACUAAUCAGAACAAACAAAGCAUGAUUAUAGGCCACCAGUUUGCAAUCUUAGUCUGACGAUAUGGCUUAGAGUUGUAGGCACACACACAAAAGUACACCUAAGGAAUGAAAAUGUCGCUUAACCUCGCCACCCUCUAUUUUACUCCUUUCUCAUGAAAAAUUUGGAAAAGAUACAAGGCGAUGGGGUGAGAAUGGAAUCACCUUACCCUAGUAUUUCUCAGGUUUUGGCAACCUUUGGCGGUUGGCUAUCAUUGGUUUGCCAUGCUAGAUAUACUUGUAUCUCAAUGCUACAUAAGCAGAAAAAGGAUUGAUUGAUUGAGUACAAAUCAUUUUAGAAUUUUUCACUGUAAUUCAGUAGGGAGGAUUCUCACUCAACACUAAGUCUUAAAUCUUUCGUUUUAGAAAUCCACCAUGCCUAGUUUUUGAUUUAGAAAUGUAAAAGAGCAGUUUUAAAAUUUUCAUUUAAGCAAAAAGUUUCAUUAAAUGUCUGCAAAGAAAUUGAUAGACAAAUAUUGGUCCAUGCAUGUUGGUCUCAAAUUAGUGCGUUGGUUUAGUGUGCUUAUAAAAAAUUUGGUCGCUGAAAUGGAAAUUACUUCCAGAGAUAAUACAUGUUUGAGGCCACAUUCUCCCUUUUAUCUCAUCCCCACCUCUUUGAUUUAUUUAUUUAAAUACUUAAUUUAAGUACCUGCUUUAGGUAGGAUACUGCUGUGAGCUGGGGCAAAAUAUGAAGAUGAAGAAGAUAUGGACCUGUCUUUAAGUACCUUGCUAAAUAUUAUGUUUUUAAAAAUUGUUUUUCUUUAAACUUUGGUUAUAUUUUCCGUGACCUUAGUGUCAUACUAAAAAAGGAAGUGCUAUAACCUAAUCAUGAGAUGAUUUAUGCCUAUAAUUAAUUUUUAUUUAGGCAGUUUUAAUAGAUUCAUUUCUGAAAGUGUCCAUUUUUUCCCUAGCUAUGUGUCUUUGAUCAGAAAAGAUUGUCCCUUUUAUGGAGCUUAUAUACUGGCAGUACACAUUUUAAGUAGAAAGUAGUAAUAAAUGUUUUUCUUUCCAAUUUAA
Molecule: messenger RNA, 4958 nt
Organism: Rhinolophus ferrumequinum (greater horseshoe bat)
Lineage: Eukaryota; Metazoa; Chordata; Mammalia; Chiroptera; Rhinolophidae
Gene: RHOT1
Product: ras homolog family member T1
Exons: 21
Coding region: 222-2237 (671 amino acids)
Biological process (GO): mitochondrion transport along microtubule; mitochondrion organization; regulation of mitochondrion organization
Cellular component (GO): mitochondrial outer membrane
Molecular function (GO): calcium ion binding; GTP binding; GTPase activity
Source: RefSeq, a predicted model, not a curated record